CAAACCCCCCCGAGCAUCGAGGCGCCGCGCGCGCACAAAACUCCCCGUGGCAUGUAAACAAAGUUCGAAAACGUGAUAUGUUCGAGAUUGUGGUUCUGUCUUCUGAAAUUUUGAAAUUUGUUUUCCGGAACAUGUUUACGGAUACAAGUUAAAAUGAGUACAAACGGCGUAAAAACGUUAAUGAAGAAAGCUGAACCAUCGCCUGGAUGGGUACGUUGUCAGAAGUGUCUGGCGAUAGGACACUGGACUUACGAGUGCAAAAACAAAAGAAAGUACUUGCACAGAUCCUCUCGCACUUCUCAGCUGAAAAAGGCUUUGGAAAAACAAGAUGAUAACAAUGUGCAAGUGAGAAAAAAAAUGAGAAAAGAGAAAUCCAGCAGUUCUAGUGAUUCCAGCUCAUCAAGCAGCGAAGAUUCUAGCAGCAGCAGUAGCAGCAGUUCUUCGUCAGAUAGUGAAUCGGACUCUAGCGACAGUGUUUCUAGCAGUACAAGUACUAGUAGUAGUAGCAAUAGCAGUUAUGCUUCUCGCAAAAAAUAGCAAAAAUUGUGAAAGUAUGCGGAGAAAUAUUGCCUUCUAAUGUUUACUCUUCUUAUUUUUUCAAACAACAAUAAUUAUAAUGCCACUUUAAAAAGAAUGGCAUCAGAAAAAAAAAAAAAACAAUAUAUUUAAAAUAUAUUUUGUGUCAAAAAUUUAUUGUGCUUCGUAAAAUAUGCA
Pseudomyrmex gracilis is the source of this 714-nucleotide messenger RNA. Its product is annotated as zinc finger CCHC domain-containing protein 10-like. NCBI's taxonomy places the organism in Eukaryota, Metazoa, Arthropoda, Insecta, Hymenoptera, Formicidae. The record is from RefSeq and is a predicted model, not a curated record. Bases 154 to 537 code for a protein of 127 amino acids. Gene Ontology annotation, molecular function: nucleic acid binding; zinc ion binding. The transcript has 3 exons.